ACGCAUAUUCAGUUUGACAAGAUGUCAAUGUUAACUAAUACCUAUAAAUGUCACUGUCUGUAUCUAAUGAGCCGGAACUUCAGAUGGCAACAAGCGUACAGACUGUUAACAAUGAUCGGUGGACCUCGUUCAACAGAAGUGAGUUCACUCAGUAUGUGGCGGCCGAUUUAGGAGAAUGUCUUCUGCAAAUACAGACGCGAGGAGCAGUGUUUUGGUAGACCGCACACACGCAAAUUUGUUUAAUAGGACUCUACAGAGAAGAGAACUUCAUUUAAGCAUGCCCCUUGAGGAGGAAAAUGCACUUCAGUUCAGAGAACUAACAGAGACAGAGUACGAGAGACUAGCAGACGAGACACUGGAUGCUUUAGCAGAGUAUUUUGAAGACCUCACAGAUGAAAACUUCACUGGAAUCGAAUAUGAUGUAAUAUUUUCUAGUGGUGUGCUGACAGUAAAAGUGGGUUCUGACCAUGGUACGUAUGUCAUCAACAAGCAAACACCCAACCGACAAAUUUGGCUCUCCUCACCAACAAGUGGGCCAAAACGCUAUGAUUGGACAGGGGAGCGAUGGGUGUACACUCACGAUGGCGUGGCAUUGCACGAACUGCUCUCCAAAGAAUUUUCCAUCAUCUUUCAAUCAAAUAUAGACCUGUCACAUCUCAUUUACUCGUGACAAGACCAGAGUGAAGAACGGACACCAUUAUAGAUCCUUUCCAUUUACACCAGUUGACUGUCAUGAUCUCUUUGGUUAAAUAAUAAGGUUGCAAGUUAAAAUUGCAGCCAGUGCUCAAACAUCCAUGGCUUUAUUUUAAUGGAAUGAUUGUUUUAUGAUAUUUUUGGGCACUUAAGUCAGACUUAAAAAUGGAUGAAUGUCUAAUUGCAUUAGAUUCAAAAUAUCAAAUGAAGAGGCAUUUGCAAACAAAUGAUGAUAGACCUUCUCAAACUAACUUUAUUUUUAUGAGCAAUUGUUGCUAUGACUUAAGCAACUGGUCUCAAAGUGAUUUUUAGUGGUAACAUAUAUUAGGUGUCCUAGCAGAGUAACCGCAGGUGUAAUUUAACACAUUAAAGGAAAAUUCCGGGUUUAAUACAAGUUAAGCUCAGUCGAUAACAUUUGUGAAUUUGGACUUGUCCCUCCAUUUCUUUAAAAAAAGAUCUGGGUUACAGUGAGGCAUUUUACAAUGGAAGAGAUUGAGGCCAAUCUGUAAAUACUCACUUUUUCAAAAGUAUAGCAACAAGACAUUAACAAUAUGCAUGUUUACGUUAUUUUAGUGUGAUAAAAUCGCUUGCUAACCUAUUCUGUGUAAAGUUAUAGCCAAUUUUAGGCUACAACUUUGUUGCCAUGACGAUGUAAAGCAUUUUUGUUUUAUGCUAUAUCUACCCUUAGGAUUGAUAUUUUGUUAUCUAAUGCAUAUUUUGUUAUCUAAUGCAAAGACAUUCAUUUUUAUGUAUGGGUUCAGAGUCCAAAUACUAUUUCGGGCCACUGUAUAGCAAUUGUGUAAUAUAAAACUUCUAUUCAGUUGCAAGUUCUCUAUUCUUUUUGUGUGCUGACAUACCUUCAGAACAGAACAGUGCUGCUAAAUGUCAAAAACAUCAAAUCCCAGGAGAGUACAGACCUCAGACAAUCUCUAGGGAUGAUUUAUUUGUCUGUUAAAAACCUGUACACAUUUAUGAGCUUUAAACCCACUCAGAACAGCAGAAAGUGCUCUCAUAAUCAAAUCCCUGUAGAUGAACCUGGUUACAAUAAAACCGGAUUAAAAGGUAAACAUUUAAUGGCUCUUAAACCAGAUGAACAAGACAAUGGACGCAGAUUGUUUUCUGGAAGCUUUUAAGUUAUCACAGCAUCCUGCAUUUACCUGGCCCUGGUUGAAUACUACUAGAAACUAUUGGGUUGAUCUAGGAAAAGAAGGAAAUUAUGACAGAUGGAGCAAAGGUUCUCCCUCUAAAAUCCCUCCAGCCAGAGCCUUUAUUUAAGAUUUAUCUGUGAACACCAGCAUUUUUCUGGGAUCAUUUUGCUCAGGGUCACAGGACUGCUACCCUCGGAUGAUUUAAAAAUACUAGCUCGAUUUACAGCUGAUCUACCCAACAGUUAAAGCUGUGUCAUUAACUCCAGAGAUGCAAGAUAGUCAAUCAUUUCUCCCCAGACAACUCUUAAUGUAAUAGCCCAUAUAUCGGAACAUUAACUUGACACUCUGUCCAUGUAAAUGUUGAAAUAUGAGAUGAAUUGUAAUGUGGUGGUAUGUGUGAUGCCUUUAUUCAGGUUGCAUAUGAUUUUUGUCUGUUGUUGAUGCAAAGCUAAAAAUAUAUUAAAUAAACUAGGAUGUAAUUUCA
This is a messenger RNA of Xyrauchen texanus (razorback sucker), 2325 nucleotides long. RefSeq names its product frataxin, mitochondrial-like. Gene Ontology annotation, cellular component: mitochondrion. Gene Ontology annotation, molecular function: ferroxidase activity; 2 iron, 2 sulfur cluster binding; ferric iron binding. The record is from RefSeq and is a predicted model, not a curated record. The coding region runs from base 176 to 670 and encodes 164 amino acids. The transcript has 6 exons. Gene Ontology annotation, biological process: intracellular iron ion homeostasis; iron incorporation into metallo-sulfur cluster. Lineage: Eukaryota; Metazoa; Chordata; Actinopteri; Cypriniformes; Catostomidae.